CUUGCGCAAAACUAAGGUCGCCAGAAUGAAGAUAACACUUAAAACCCUUAAACAGCAAACGUUUUUUGUUGAAGUGGACGUCGAAAAAGAUACAGUUCUUAAACUGAAGGAAAAGCUGUACAGUGAGAGCGGCCAAGCCUACAGUGUGGAUAGACAGCGGCUGAUCUACCUUGGCAAAAUUAUGGAAGACGACCAUCCGCUUAGUCGGUAUAAUCUCGAUGACAAGAAAUUCAUCGUCGUGAUGAAUAAAAAACUCGCUCAAGAAGUUAGCGAUGUCAUCGAAGGAGGUGGUACUGACGCUACCACAGAAUCGAAAACUGUUGCACCAACACCGGCUCAAGCGAAGGACACAAAACCGGAAGGUGGAAGUUCAAGCACCAGAAACGAAACUACCAGCGUUGGUGCUGGUCAAAACAAUCCGUCCACCUCCACACCACCAUCAGCAAGCACCGAUCAAUCUAAAACAAAAGCCAAUCCAAUGAACACGGAGGAGAAUAAAUCAGCCCCAUCAACCGAAGCCAUGUCACCAGAGAUGCUUGUUAAUAUUCAAAGGCUUAAAGAAAUGGGUUACUCAGAGCAAAGCGCAAGAAUAGCCCUGGAAAUCUGCGCCAACAUUCCGGACCGAGCAGUUGAGUACCUGCUAUCGGAAGUAGGUAGUGUGGAGACUUCUCUCGCGAUGGAUACCGCUCCGCUACAGGCUCCUGUUGCUACAGGUGCACAACACUCCAGUGGCUCACCAGACAGUAACCCAUUAGCGUUCAUGCGCAAUAAUCCAGUCUUUCAGGAUAUGAAGCGUAUUGUACGCGACGAUCCGACGUUGCUGCCAUACCUACUACGACGAAUUCAGACUAGCAAUCCGGAUCUACUUGAAAUCAUCCGCGAUAAUCAAGAAGAAUUCUUGGCUCUUCUCAACGAAGGCCCGCCUUCAGCAGGCCAUCCUAUGUCCCAGGAGCUCGAAGACAUUGCUGCUGCUAUGGUUAAUAGUCUAACACCCUCUGAUAUGGACGCGAUCGAAAGGCUUAAGGCGCUCGGUUAUCCAGAACAUUUGGUUAUUCAGGCUUACAUAGCCUGCGAGCGUGACGAGUACAAUGCUGCUGAGUUUCUCGUAUCACAAAUGCUAGACGAAGAAGAGUAAUUGACAUUUCUCCCUAUCUUUAUCAACAUGUUCGCGCACACACAUACAUCUCAUUGAUAAAAGCUUGCAAACAUUAAUGUUCCGCGGGAGCAAUAAUCAUAAGGGAUUUACGAGUGGCAGUUUAGCAAUAUAGGGACUAUUAACUCCUUCACACAGCAUACAAUGAAUGUGAAAAGAAUUGGCAAACGUUAAGAUAGGAAUACUUUCUAUAGCUUUCUCCUUUUUUCGUGUUAAAAAGUCUAUUUAAACAGCAGCUCUCCGCAAAACUCAAUUACUGCUCCUAAUGCGCCACAAUGAACGUUUUAUGCCUUCCAUUAACAUUUUCAGCAUAGCAAGGUACUCCAUAUCAUUACAACGUGCUCAAUUGUGAGCGGGCCAGUAAAGAAGAAGACUAGUACUGCUAAAAAUGUACAGGUUCCGGAAUUCCUCAAACUCUUAAAAUUGCUGCGGACAGAAUUCUUAUUAUGCAUUCGUCUGAAACACAAAUGUAGGGUGUGUGCGAAUGUGUUAAUUGUUUAUGCAUACUUUUUCUAUUACCAUUCAUUUAAUUUUUAUUGAUCAUACUUAGUGGCAUACUUAUGUUUUAUAAAUGAAAAAUAAAAACACUUGGCCUGCAAUUUUCAAAAUUAGCCAUUGUAGCGAAAAAGGACAUUGAUUUACAGUUUAAAACUUACAGCAAAAUUCGCGCCAUUGCACAGAAAUUUUUACCAUAACAAAAAACUUACAAGAAGCAGAAACAUUAUGAAUAAAGCUGGAUCCUGGGAGGAAAAAUUACAAUAAUACUUCCAAGGUUUGCAACAUGCCGAAAACUUUUGCAUAUAACAAAACAGAUAUGAACUCGGGAACUAACAAAUGCCUAAAUAACUAGAAGUACAUACGUUCGACAAUGAAGAAAAAUAUAGCUGCACCGGUUAUAUAGACACUCGACCGAGGCUGAACGAUCUGUUGAUACUUAUUAGUGUCAAUAAUUUGAACAUGAAACCAAAACUCUUGUAAUAAAAAACAUCGUGAAUUAAGUAAAUAAAAACGAUUAAAUUCGCGCGCGCAACGAGUGCAUUUCAUUUACACGACAACCUUCCAAUUAUGUAUGAAUUAAUCAAUCAAAGCUGACUAUAGAA
Molecule: messenger RNA, 2253 nt
Organism: Anopheles nili
Lineage: Eukaryota; Metazoa; Arthropoda; Insecta; Diptera; Culicidae
Product: UV excision repair protein RAD23 homolog B-like
Exons: 2
Coding region: 26-1135 (369 amino acids)
Biological process (GO): proteasome-mediated ubiquitin-dependent protein catabolic process; nucleotide-excision repair
Cellular component (GO): cytosol; nucleoplasm
Molecular function (GO): damaged DNA binding; ubiquitin binding; proteasome binding
Source: RefSeq, a predicted model, not a curated record